GAACGCAUCGUUGUAUAUGGUCUGAGUUAUUGCUGACUUGUUUCGCACCCACAGAAACCUUUAGCAAGGGACUGCAACUGCUAGAAAUGCACUCCAAGCCUGGACAGGGCGACGCGCGCCAGGCCCGAAACCAAGGAUCCCGAAGCAGUGUGCCCAGGAACACACACAUGUCUUAUCCGGAAUCCAUGGCUUUUGACUAUUCCAAUAGGGAUGACGACUUUGCCAAUCCCAACUUUUCCCUGGCCUCAUCAUCCACUGGUUCACGGCGGUAUGCCGCCUCAGAAAGCUCUGAUAUUUCACCCGGUUUCUACUCUGGCAACGAUGACUACUCUUUGCCAACGUCUUCUGCCAUGGUCUACUCCUCCUUGUCGGUACCGGACAGCACUUACACAGUCCCUGUGGCUUCGAGUCUAAGCGGUUUCGAUACCGACCUGACGUCUCAAUUCCUAGCAAAUGAUGCAUUGAUAGCGAAUGACCAUACCGCAAUGAGCUAUUUUUCGUCACUUUACCCAGGACAGGCCCAGAAUCAGGACAUUUUGAACCCAGGUUAUAUGCCAAUGGAGGUACCCAUGUACCAUUCCGGAGCAAUGAACAGUCACUAUUCCACGGAUAUGUCCUGGCUCAAUCAGCCGCCAUUGACGCCACCACCUGAGGAUUAUGUCCAGGAGGUGUUGCCCCAUCACUUCAUGUCUGCAGAGCAUUUCCAGGACGAGCAUUGCCGGAUGGACAAGGACGUCUCCAUCUACGAUAGUAACGACAUGUCGAGAUCGUCAUCAUACAGGUCAGACUGCUCUAGCUUUACUCCGCCGUUCUCUACUAACACAGGCCUCGUUAGCCUUCCACGAAAGAACCUGAUUCAACCAAGGCCCAUUCGAUCCGCCUCCGAGCGCAGUGAUUUCACUGGACAGCCCAGCAACUACCAAACGGAGAACCGGAUAUCCAGGGAUGAGCCACAAGGAGAUCGUGUCAAAGCCAGGAGUGAUCCGCUUUACGAGGCCAGACCCGAUAAGAGUGGAUGGUACCAUUGCCCCAUGUACAAGGAAACCAAAUGCAUCCACAAACCAACCAAACAAAAGUGCAUCUACAACAAAUACCUGGAUUCCCACCUGAAGCCAUACCGGUGCAAGUUCGCCACUGAACGAGGAGAAUGCGAGGACGCCAGAUUUUCUUCCAAUGCUUGCCUCUUCCGGCACGAGAGAGAGGCUCAUGGACUUCACAACCACGGACUGAACCCAUUCAUGUGCAAAUUCCGCGACUGCGAGCGAUCUCGGGACGGCAAUGGCUUUCCUCGCCGCUGGAACCAACGGGACCACAUGAAACGAGUUCAUGAUUAUGUCGAGGAUGACUCUCCCAAGGAGCAGACCACUGCCACGGAACAACCCAAGAGGAGAAAGGUCCCCGGAGUGCCGAGCUCUGCCCCAAUGCGAAGAUCAGGCUCCUCAGCCUAUUCCAAGGUCCAGGUGAUGGCGGGUGCCUCUGUCACCCCACAAUACUAUGCCGUGAAUGAGGCGCGGUACAAUGCUCCAAGCGUGUACCCAGCCCAGAUGAUGACAUGUGCCUUGGAUGAUGUCCAUUUCGCGCCGGCACGUACAGUCUCCAGGACAUCGCGGACACUACCAUCGCGAUCCAAGGGAUAUCCAGGCUGAUUCCUCCUCGUGUUGUCUUGCAUAACUCAAUUAUGUACAAUCUUUCAAUCCAUCAUGGAAAUGUCUGUGUAUCAGUUACAGAAGCAAUCUUACCAGUAUCGGAAUGGAGCCAGCUCACUGCUUAUUUCAGGCCACUUUCGUGACGGAUCAACAGAACAUCG
Molecule: messenger RNA, 1807 nt
Organism: Exophiala viscosa
Lineage: Eukaryota; Fungi; Ascomycota; Eurotiomycetes; Chaetothyriales; Herpotrichiellaceae
Exons: 2
Coding region: 87-1646 (519 amino acids)
Source: RefSeq, a predicted model, not a curated record